Molecule: messenger RNA, 879 nt
Organism: Rhinocladiella mackenziei CBS 650.93
Lineage: Eukaryota; Fungi; Ascomycota; Eurotiomycetes; Chaetothyriales; Herpotrichiellaceae
Exons: 1
Coding region: 1-879 (292 amino acids)
Source: RefSeq, a predicted model, not a curated record
AUGGCUGAUGUUUAUACUUCUUUCCCGUUCAAUUCUCCUCCCCAUAAACGGAAGAGAAGACCUGAUGAUCUGACUGAUUCAUUCUGCGCCCACGAUGCCAAACGGAGAUCGACGCACUGUUUGCCAAUCCGUUCGUCUCCCUCACGUCCACAAGUCUCGGUCCUACCACAGUAUUCACUCUUCACUUCCAUCUAUCAACAGCCUCCCACUCCGGUGGAUACUUCCGAUGAUGAGAGUCCCGGCCAGCCCAAGGACGAAGAUCACUGGCCCCACAAAGUGUCUUCCAUGAACGACUCUCAACCUGGCAGCGACUGUAGGAGCACGUCAUCACUCAGAGCGCGCCGCGAAGAUCCUAUUGAUGUGGACAUGGACAUGAGCACGAACUCGCCUCAACCAAGGAUUCGACGAGCAAGAUCUAAUGAUAUCGUUCCUCCUCAUCGCAAUUCCAACUUUCUCAGCGCCAUGGACAACUUCGCCCGGGAGAGAGUUCCCACCCCGAUCAGUAGUCACUUUGACAACCGGGUGAAUGAUCUCCCCAGUGUUCCGCGACAUCAGUUUCCUCCCCUGCGCACGAAUCUCAGUCCCAUGUUUGAACAGGAAUCCUGGGUCAAUCGGGACGGCCUACCAAGUCCCGUGGAUGACCAGGACAUGGACAGCAUGAUGAUGAUCGACCCAACCAACGACGACAUCAGCGGUUUAGGUGUGAACGGGGACGACUCGACUCAUGUUCGGUCGACAGGGCCAUAUGGAUCUCGGGCAGAGGGAACUUCCAGCCCCGGACGUUCAAGAACCGCGAGACUUCAUAUGGGAUUUCUCAAUGACUGCGAAAAGUGCGCCCAAAAGGUUCCGGGGCAUUACAGCCAUAUCAUGUGGUCAUAA